UCCGGGAGCCGAGGCGCUGGCACUUCCCGGCCGAGCCUGCAGCCGGCAGCGCGGGGUCGCGCAGACUUUAAGAAAUAAUACACGUAACAAACAUAUGGAAAAGUGCACAGAUCCUGAGUCCCGCCAAACUACUUUUCACAGACUUGUUUGUGUAACCUGCAUCCAGAACAGAUGGCUGCUCCAUGGCUCUCUCCCAUCCUGCCACACCCCCAAUGCCUGCUCUCCCAGGGUUAGUUUGGAGGCCUGCACUAUGGCUUCGUCCUCCUCCAUCCCAGCCUCUUCCACUAGGUCCAAGAAGCCUCGAGACAAGAUAGCUGACUGGUUUAGGCAGGCUUUGUUGAAGAAGCCUAAGAAGAUGCCAGCCCUCCGGGAAAGCCACCCAAGUGAUGGUUCACAGAAAGCCACACAGGACGGUCUCCCACCCUCGAGCCACGACUCACCCUCCAACCGAAGCUCACCCCUGAGCCACAACUCACCCUCCAACCGCAACUCACCCCCAAGCCACAGCUCACCUCCGAGCUGCAGCUCAGGAAUGUCUCCUACCCUGCAGCCAACAGACAUGGACACCAGCUGCAGCAGUGGCCGCUGGAGCAAAGACUAUGACGUCUGCGUGUGCCACAGUGAGGAGGACCUAGAGGCCGCCCAGGAGCUGGUCUCCUACUUGGAGGGUAGCAGGGCCAGCCUACGCUGCUUCUUGCAGCUUCGGGAUGCAACCCCAGGUGGCGCCAUUGUUUCUGAACUAUGCCAGGCCCUAAGUAGUAGUCACUGUCGUGUGCUACUCAUCACCCCAGGCUUCCUCCGGGACCCCUGGUGCAAAUACCAGAUGCUGCAGGCCCUGACGGAGGCCCCCGGGGCGGAGGGUUGCACCAUACCCCUGCUAUCCGGUCUGUCCAGAGCCGCCUACCCGCCGGAACUCCGAUUCAUGUACUAUGUGGACGGCAGAGGCCAGGAUGGUGGCUUUUACCAAGUCAAGGAGGCUGUCAUACGCUAUCUGGAAACACUAAGUUGACACUUAAGUUUGCAUGAGAAAAGUUGGAGAUAGCUCACUCCGGGUGCUGGAUUCCAGUAGCUACGGCCUCAGACGCCAGUGCCUGCUGCACUGUGGACCUGCCGCAGGAUCAGCUUGCCACUGCUUCCAUUACUGGGGGCUCCACAAGAAGGCCCGGAAGAAGAUGCUCCCCACCACCACCAAGGAGACCAGGGGGAAGAUGGGGAUUCCCCAAGAAGAGCAGAAGGAGCCAGGGACUCUCCCAGGAAGGCAACGAGGAAGUCAGAAAUUGGAGUUGUCAAGAGAUUGUGACGUCAGGAGGGGCAGCAGUGCCUUGUCUGCUGCUUAACCGAACAGGAAGCUGACACACAGCGCUCUUCUUCUCCGGAGUCAGGCACCGGAGUAAAUAGGUACCACUCCUCACGAGGGGUGAGCCUGACUGAUGAACUAGAAGUCAGUGCUCUUCUCAGUUGCCUGGGAAACCGGGGAGAGGUGGCAGGUAUCAGGUCCUUCACACUCACACUACUGUAGCUCUUUCCCAGAGACAUCAGCUCACCUUACAAAGCUGGAGGAAAGGCACGCCCAGCCCCACACUGAAUACCACUUACUGAACAACAAAAAAGGUUUGAAAUACAAACCUUGCCAGGCAGUGAUGGCACGUGCCUUUAGGAGACAGAAACAGGCAGAUCUCUGUGAGUUCAAGGCCAGCCUGAUCUACAAAGCAAGUUCCAGGACAGUCAGAGCUGUUACACAGCGAAACCCUCUCUCAAAAAACAAUAACAACAACAAUAACAAAAGCAAGCCUAGGGGCUGGAGAGAUGGCUCAGUGGCUAAGAACUCUUGUUGCCUUUGCAGAGGAUCCAGGUUCAAUUCCCAGUAUCCAUGUGGUAUUUAUAAAUACCACAUGGUAGUUAUAAAUAAGGCUCACUGCUUAUUUACAACUCUGCUUCCAGGGGAUCUAAUGCCUUCUCUGACCAGGAACUCCUUGGGCACCAGGCACACAUAUGGAACACAUACGCUCAUGCAGGCAAAACAGUCAUACACAUAAAGAAAUCUUUUUCUAAAAAGUUAGAAAUGCAAAUCUAGGGUUGUAGGUGGAGUUGGUGGUAGAACACUUGCUUAGCAUGUAUGAGGGCUUGGCUUUGACCACCGGCACCAUCAAAAUAAAAAAACCAAACAAACCUGGAAACCAUUCUGCACGCAUGAACAAGUAGCGAGAAGGAAAAGCAGGGUGCAGGACUCAGCUUCACCUGGAUCCUUUGACACAUAGGACCUCCUCCGACAUCUGCUAGAGCCCAUGCUUCAUAGCACCUGUCUUUAUGAUGAACUGAAAGGAAUCAAUGUUCUCAGUCUAGCACAGUGUGUGUUCCCAGGGAGAGGCAAGGCAUCCCUUUCUUCUCAAUGAGAACAGAAACAUGGUCAACCGUCACUGUCUCCCCUGGUGUAUACCUUGAGCCUUUUCUCUUCCUUUUGUCAUGUCCCUUUAUAGAAAACAAAUUAUUUUAAAUUUAUGAUUUUUUGGUUACAUACAAAAUAUCUAAAGGAUGCUAUAACUCAUGCACUUACCACCUUAAUAUAAAAAAUACAGUAAGCAAACCUUAUUCCCAACAUGCUUGUUUCCUUCGUGUUCUGAGUUCCAGGCCCCUCAUGUUUCCUAAUAGAAAUAACCACUAUUCUGAAUUGAUUUUGAACUUACUGUGAACUUUUCUGUAUGAAGUUUGUAUAGAUAGAUGCAUCCCAGCAAAAUGUUAUUUAUUUUUAUGACUUUAUCUUUUAUACACAUUGCAUCACAAUGUGUGUUUCCGUUGUUUGACAUGUUUGUGAGGUACGUCCACGUUAUGUCACUCAUGAGCUUCCUCUUGUUCUCAGUCUGAGGGUCGAGCGACCCUUUCACAGAGGUCACAUGUCAGAUACUCCACUUGUCAAAUAUUUAUGAUUCAUAACAGGAGCAAAAUUACAGCUAUGUAGUAGCAACAAAAAUAAUUUUAUGGUUGGGGGUCGCCACAACACGAGAAACUGUAUUAAAGGGUCACAGCAUUAGGAAGGUUGAGAACCACUGCUCUAAGAUCUCUUUAAAACAAAUUCUAGGUCUUUUCUCCCUAAACAUUUAGUUACAUCCCUCUAAAUCAUGAGGGGUUUUUUUUUUUUUUGAGCACUAUAAAGUUCUAUUUUCAUCUUAAUAUAAAGUGCUGUCUAUGAAGUUGUAGUCAGUGCUUUUGUGCCUUACAAAGUCUUUCCUGUGUUAUUCCUACCUUCUACAGUCAAUCUUGAAAAAGCUGGUUAUAUCUUCCAGGGUAUUUCUAUUCAUAUUUAGAUCUUUCCUCCACUUGGGGUUGUUUUUGUUUGUCUGUUACUUGUUUUCUUUUGGUUUUUGGAAACAGGAUCUGUCGCCCAGAUCGACCACAAACUUAAGAUCUUCCCAGCUCAGCCUCCCAAGUCCUGGGAUUUCACACAUUAUAAGCUAUCAUGCAUGGUUUGCUCUUGGUUUUCAAGUCAGAAAUCCAAUUCUUUUCUGUCAGUUACAUCCUAUCUCCACUGAUAGCUGUUUGUUGUUUUCUGUUUAUUUGAGGUAGGAUCCCACUAUGUAUCCCUGGCUGGCCAAGAAUUCACUGUCAACCCGGCUGCCUCAGACUCAGAUAUCUGUCUGCCUCUGCGUCUCCAGCACAGUGCUGGGAUUAAAGGUGUGUGCCACCAGACCCAGACACUGCUGCUGCAUACUGUCGCAUGUCCGUGUCUAUUGCUGGUUCUCUGGUCUCUUUCAAGUAGACCCUGUGUUAGUACCACAGGUCUUUAAAAAGCUUUAAUACCCCGAGGAUCAAUUCUUCCCACUCUUCUUGUUAUCUAAAUUACUCUGUCUUUUUUAAAUUUCUACUUCUCUGCUUUGUUUAUUCACACUGUCAGUUGCCAGGAAAAAGUCUAUAUUUUUAUUGGAGUUACAUUUAGUUUAUGGAUUUGACUAGGAAAAGCAGGUACUUUUAUGAUAAAGCCUUCCUAUCCAUAAAGGAAC
Chionomys nivalis (European snow vole) is the source of this 3995-nucleotide messenger RNA. RefSeq names its product TIR domain containing adaptor protein (gene Tirap). The transcript is spliced from 5 exons. Gene Ontology annotation, biological process: signal transduction. Lineage: Eukaryota; Metazoa; Chordata; Mammalia; Rodentia; Cricetidae. Bases 95 to 1009 code for a protein of 304 amino acids. The record is from RefSeq and is a predicted model, not a curated record.